Molecule: messenger RNA, 2277 nt
Organism: Cydia pomonella (codling moth)
Lineage: Eukaryota; Metazoa; Arthropoda; Insecta; Lepidoptera; Tortricidae
Product: NADH dehydrogenase [ubiquinone] 1 alpha subcomplex subunit 6-like
Exons: 3
Coding region: 711-1205 (164 amino acids)
Biological process (GO): response to oxidative stress
Source: RefSeq, a predicted model, not a curated record
AAGGUCUAUGUUGCUCUGUGAUCUGUGACAGAUUAAUCCUUUUUUGGUAUUGGAUAUGCGGUUCGGAUUAUAUCCAUCGUUGACGUGGAAAAGGUUAAACUAUGGUUAUAUUUUACAUCCAAAGUAUCUGUUGCUUUAUGGCCCCUUACAUUAUGCAGUAACUAUGUUUAUCAUAAGUUGAUAUUUGACAAUGAACCAAAGUAAUAGAACCUAGGUGUUUUGGUCAGUAGAAGCAGUAAAGCAUGCCAAAGGGUUUGGAACCUCUCGUCUAUUUGUAUUACAUGAUAAGCCAAACCACCAUAAUCCUAUGUUACCUGAUCUGCAUACUGGUGAAAUUGACUAUGUGUGUAAAAGAACAAGGAAAACCGCUCUCCGAGUAAAUAGCCCCACCUCGUAUCCCUGUCAUUUAAAUAUAUACAUAGCUCUAGCGUGAGCCAGUUCAUGCCUGAACUGAACCCCUUCUAUUCUAUUCGACAUAGUCCCACAGUAAGCUCAAUAUGGCUUAUGUUGUGGGACUAGACGACGUUAUACUUAAUAGAUAUAGAUACAUAGAAAACAUCUAUAACUCAGGAACAAAUAUAUCUGAUGAACACAAGUAAAUGCCGUCACCAGGAUUUGAACCCGGAACCUCCUGCUUCCUAGGCAUGGUCACUAACAACUAGGCUAGGAGGCCAUUAAAGGAUUAACCUUUUUUAUAAUCCUUAGCACCAAUGAUAUUAAUCAGUCCAAUACGUCAACCCGAGCGUCAAUUUUUUCAUGACAUUAGUCAAAAUGACGUUUUAGUAGCUAUUAUUUUGAGCAUCAUAAUCUCUGAAAUCUUGCUGGAAAAGAUGGCACAGAAAUCGUACCAGGCCGCGUUUAAGCGCGUAAGACCGUUGAUGUCAACGGACUGCUUCGAAGCCCACCGACGAGUCAUUUCUCUGUACAAAGCCGUUUAUCGCUACAUCCCCUGGAUAGUGAAAUAUUACGACAUUCCUAAAAAUGAAAACGACGUCCGCUUGAAAGUACGAGAAUUGUUCUACAAGAACGCUUGCGUCACAGACGUUCGAGUUAUUGAUCUACUAGUUAUCAAGGGCUGGAUGGAAUUUAUGGAACUGAGACACAAUUGGCAAAUGAAGGGCCGCCUCUUCGCCUACUGGAACCCUACCAUAGAACCGAAACCUUGCGACUUUCUCAACAAGUUCUUGGCCGGAAUAGAAACUUAAGAUUUUUUAACUUUCUUUUGUUAACUUGGGGAGUUUCAUUUCUGUUCGUCUUCGUACCUUGUCACAGUGACAUUAGUCUUUUCCAAACUUGAAGGGUAGGCUGAUAUAUGUCAAAAAGGGUUGUGACAAUGCAAAUUAGAAACAUUUUUUUACGAUACUCGAUUAAAUUUGUAAAGGCCAUAUAAUUGAUUCUAUUGGUGAUGAUUUUUAUAAGGAAACAUACCUGGCAACAAUUUGACACGACCGGAAUAGAUUCGGUCAAUAAGUAGAGUCAAACUCUAUUGCAAAUUAGUUCCGUUUUACAAAAUGAAACUUAACGAUAUUAAAAUUAAUCUUUUUAUUUUUAUAACAUAAUAUUAUAUAUUUUGGUGAUUUGUGUCUAUUAUAAUGAGAUAUUUUAAACUUCGAAGAUAUGUAUUUUUUGUGUACGUCAAUGGCAUGGAACGAAAAAAGUCACCCUACCCUUCGCGUUUGAAAAAGACUAUAAUGUCCCCUAGAAGCUUUCAUAUUAAUCGUUACUGCGACAGACUGACUAAAGCACCAAUUACAUCCACACUUCCCGAUAUCGGGCCCGAAAUCAGUCCCGCUUUCGAGCCUGAUAAUCGCUUUCCGUUUCACGGAAUGCCUGAUAUCAGGAGGCCUACCGCAAAAAUCGAAGUUCGUCAAUUGCGGGCAUUUUUCUCUGUCACGCUAAUUACGUCUUAGUAAGAGUAAAAGAGAAAGAUCCCCGCAAUUUGCGAAUUUCGAUUUUCCCGGUAGGCCCCCUGGCCCGAGCAAGAAUAUUUUUCCUUUUCACCAAAUAUCAGCACAUCGUUAACAAUAUUUGAAAUGUAAAAAAAUACUUUGUCUCUAAUUGCCAAAAAUGUUCAAUGUUAGAUAUUUUUGCAUAUAAACCAUUUUUUAACAUUCGAAUAUUAUAAAAAAUUAUGUGCUGAUAUUUGGUGAAACGGAAAAAUAUCCUUGCUCGGGCCUGAUAUCUGAUAUGGCACUAGAGGCCUUGUGCUACGAAGUAAGACAGAAAUCAAAAUCCUUUACUGUACUUUGAAAUGAGAAACAGCUUUGACAAUAAGAA